Molecule: messenger RNA, 2482 nt
Organism: Trifolium pratense (red clover)
Lineage: Eukaryota; Viridiplantae; Streptophyta; Magnoliopsida; Fabales; Fabaceae
Product: NAD-dependent malic enzyme 59 kDa isoform, mitochondrial-like
Exons: 19
Coding region: 388-2196 (602 amino acids)
Biological process (GO): pyruvate metabolic process; malate metabolic process
Cellular component (GO): mitochondrion
Molecular function (GO): NAD binding; malate dehydrogenase (decarboxylating) (NAD+) activity
Source: RefSeq, a predicted model, not a curated record
GAUUUUAUUUGGUUAGUCACCAUCGUGUUACAACACUGACUGUCCCACCCUACUGUUUUCUGCCCGGAUCUCAUCGGGCACUCCUCUUUCACCUUUCAAUGUUGCCCGAAUCCUAAUCGGGUAGCACCUGCAACUGCAAGUGUGCAACAAGUAACAACUUAUUCAAACUGUUUCUUUUUUUCUUCGAAAAAACAAACAAAACACACACGCAUCGCACGCACGCACAGUGUGAAGAGAGAGAGUUAGAGAGAGAUUCUGAUUUCUCUCCCUAUAAAUUCUCGCUCUCUCUCUCUCUCUCUCUGAUAACACCUACCUCAAUUCUCACCUACAAAGAAAGGUGCAACUUUUUCGAGAUUUUUUCUUUACGUACGGUUUUGAUUUGAAAGAAUGUGGAAGCUUACGCGAUUCUCCGCGUCGUCGUUGCGAUCGCGGUUGUUCUCCACGGCGAUUCCUGCUCCAUGUAUGGUUCAUAAGCGCGGUGCUGAUAUUCUUCACGAUCCUUGGUUCAACAAGGAUACUGGAUUUCCCUUAACUGAAAGGGAUCGUUUGGGACUACGAGGCCUCCUUCCUCCUCGUAUCAUUUCAUUUCAAGACCAAUAUGAUCGUUUUAUGAACUCGUAUAGAUCACUAGAGAAGAAUACCCAUGGCCAAUCGGAUAAAGUUGUUUCCUUAUCCAAAUGGAGGAUCUUAAAUAGACUUCAUGACAGGAAUGAGACUCUGUACUAUAGAGCUCUUAUUGAUAACAUCAAAGAGUUUGCUCCAAUAAUCUAUACUCCUACAGUUGGGUUAGUGUGUCAAAAUUAUUGCGGGUUAUUCAGACGCCCACGUGGAAUGUAUUUUAGUGCCAAAGAUAAAGGAGAGAUGAUGUCAAUGAUCUAUAACUGGCCAGCUCCUCAGGUAGACAUGAUUGUCUUGACAGACGGUAGUCGUAUUCUUGGGUUAGGCGACCUUGGAGUUCAGGGCAUUGGAAUACCUAUAGGAAAACUUGAUAUGUAUGUUGCAGCUGCUGGUAUCAACCCACAAAAAAUACUCCCAGUCAUGCUGGAUGUUGGCACAAACAAUCAAAAGCUACUUGAUGAUCGCCUUUAUUUAGGAGUUCGACAACCUAGGUUGGAAGGUGAAGAGUAUCUGGCGAUUGUGGAUGAAUUCAUGGAAGCUGUUCACGCACGAUGGCCUAAGGCUAUUGUGCAGUUUGAGGAUUUCCAAAUGAAGUGGGCUUUUGAAACCCUGAAACGAUAUCGCCAAAGGUUUUGCAUGUUUAAUGAUGAUAUACAGGGCACAGCUGGUGUUGCACUUGCUGGACUACUGGGAACUGUACGAGCCCAAGGUCGACCGUUGUCUGAUUUUGUGAAACAAAAGAUAGUUAUAGUUGGAGCUGGCAGUGCAGGGCUUGGGGUUCUUAACAUGGCUGUCCAGGCAGUUUCAAGGAUGUCAGGGUGCAGUCAAACCGAAGCUAAAAGUCAAUUUUAUUUAAUUGAUAAAGAUGGUCUUAUCACGACAGAAAGGAGUAAUCUAGAUCCAGCUGCAGUUCCAUUUGCUAGGAAUCCAAGAGAUCUUGAAGGGCUUGCAGAGGGUGCUAGCAUCAUUGAAGUGGUUAAGAAGGUUAAGCCACAUGUGCUGCUUGGAUUGUCUGGGGUCGGUGGCGUUUUUAAUGAGCAGGUUCUUAAGGCAAUGAGAGAAUCUGUUUCAACAAAACCUGCUAUCUUUGCCAUGUCUAAUCCCACUAUGAAUGCUGAGUGCACUGCUAUUGAUGCAUUUAAUCAUGCUGGCGAAAGCAUAGUGUUUGCAAGUGGAAGCCCUUUUGAAAAUGUAGAUCUUGGAAAUGGAAGAGUUGGCUAUGUAAAUCAAGCCAACAACAUGUACCUGUUCCCAGGGAUUGGCUUGGGAUCACUUCUGUCUGGUGCUCGUCAUAUAACAGAUGGAAUGUUGCAGGCAGCAUCUGAAUGCCUUGCUUCAUACAUGACAGAGGAAGAUAUCAAGAAAGGAAUCUUGUAUCCAUGCAUUGAUAGUAUACGAAAUGUUACAGCAGAUGUUGGGGCUGCUGUUCUACGUGCAGCAGUUGCCGAAGGGCUGGCGGAAGGGCAUGGGGUUGUAGGGUCCAAAGAACUUGAACAUAUGUCAAAAGAUGAUACUGUGGAGUAUGUCAGACGAAAUAUGUGGUACCCUGAGUAUAGCCCCCUUGUUCAUGAAAAAUGAACUUUCUUGUGAAGGCCUAGCAUUAUUCAUAUCUCAAAGUGCGUUAUCCAAGCGAGUACUAGUUUUUUUUAUUAAUUACAGCAAGUGAUUCAUGACUGACAAGGUUUACAGAUUUUAAGGUUAAAUAAUGGAGGGGAAAGGGGAAAAAGAAUGUAUCCAUUUAAUGGAGCCGUACAUUGUUGAUGUAAUGAAGUUUUGACUUAAUAUUUCUUCAUUUUUUUUCUUCUUUGAGAAGCUCCACACUACAAGCAUCUAGAUAUCAGGGUCGGGACAUACAUCCCAACUA